GGAAUCCUGGAGGGUAGGGUCAGGGAGAUGGGCCCCCUUUCGGACUUGCCUUAGGGCCUUUCUGUGUGAGCCCCUCUGUCCGGGGGUGGGAAGGUUGUUUGCAGGUUUGGGGCAGGAGGCUCAAGCACUUCCCCUUCUCCUCACAAGAAACUGUGUGAGGGGCUGCUUUCUCCUGAAACUCUCAGGAACCCCCUUGUGGGCUUGAGUCAGCGACCCCAGCGUGAUGGCAACCAGAGUGCCUACCCACACCUGCCCCGUUGUCUGCCUGGCUGCCACCAUACGCAGUGGUCCCUGCAUCCCGGCUCUCUUUUAGGCAGACAGACAUGGCAGAGUUCUCCCAGAAACCGGGGAAGCGGCAUGAUGACGACGUGUGGGGCAGUGCUGUGAACUUCCUCCUGGCCAAUGCCCGCCUGGUGCUGGGUGUGGGCGGGGCUGCCGUGCUGGGUAUUGCCACCCUGGCUGUGAAGCGGCUCAUUGACAGGGCUGCCAGCUCUCAGGAUGAGAAUGACACCAAGGCGGAGUCCACGUGCCUGGAGGACAGCUGGAAGGAACUGAGCCUGCUCAAGGCCACACCACGCCUACAGUCCCACUCCUCACCUGCUGCCCUCAGCCAGCCUGUGCUGCUCCCAGGCCCCUCACUCUUUGCCCCAGAGGGGCCUGCAGAUGCUGACCCUCAGCCGUCUCCUCAGCUUACCUCCCCAGGACCAUUGUGCCUGACUUUCCAGGAGAAGCUGUUGGCGUUCGAGCGAGACCACGUGAGCAUCCCAGUGUCUCAUGUGGCUCUGGCCAAACAGUUGGCUGGAGACAUUGCCCUGGAGCUGCAGGCCUACUUGCGGACCAAGUUCCCGGAACUGCCCUUUGGGGCGCUUGUGCCCGGGGGGCCACUUUAUGAUGGCCUGCAGGCAGGGGCUGCUGACCACGUGCGUCUCCUGUUACCCCUGGUGCUGGAGCCAGGCCUGUGGAGCCUGGUGCCUGGCACGGACACUGUGGCCAGGGACCCUCGCUGCUGGGCUGUGCGCAGGACUCAGCUUGAAUUCUGUUCCCGUGGAAGCAGCCCCUGGGACCGCUUCCUGGUGGGUGGCUAUCUCUCUUCCCGUGUCCUGCUGGAACUGUUUCGCAAGGCACUGGCCACCUCUGUCAACUGGCCAGCUAUCGGCAGCCUUCUCGGGUGCUUAAUCCGGCCCAGCGUGGCCUCGGAGGAGCUGCUGCUUGAGGUGCAGCAUGAGUGUCUGGACCUCACUGUUGCUGUGCUCCUGGCCAUCACUGGCACUGACACUGAAGACCUUCUCCUUCUGGCCUGGCCCCUGGAGGGGCUGGCUGGGAACUUCUGGCUGCAGGAUUUGUAUCCGGCAGAGGCCGCCAGGCUGCGAGCUCUGGAUGACCGUGAUGUUGGGACCCGCCGGCGGCUGCUGUUGCUACUGAGUAGUGUCUGCCGAGUCCAUCCAGCCCUGAGGCAGCUGAGCCGGGGCCACCUGACCCAGGUGGUUCUACGUCUGGGAGAGGAGGAGGUGGACUGGGCUGAGGAGUCCUUGGAGAAACGCUUCCUGCAGGCUGUGGAGCUGCUCGUGGGCAGCCUGGAGCAGGCCAGCCUACCCUGCCAUUUCAACCCCGAUGUGAACCUCUUUGACAGCCUGCGCAAGGAGGAGAUUGAUGACAUUGGCUAUGCGCUGUACCUCGGCCUGCAGGCCCCUGAGGGGCUGCUGUAGAUGGUGGGACGGGGCAGGCAGCAUGUGUUCCAGUGCUGGUGAGCUGCAUAUGCCUCCCAGGGAUUUGGAGAGGACGCUUUCUCUUGCUUUUAGCCAGGAUAAAAGGGUGCAUUACCUAAGCCCACGGGGUUAGCAUAUGCAUAGGCAAGUCGCUGGACCCUCUGAGCCCAGAGAGCUUGGAUUGCUGUCACCUGAGCAGGGCUGCAGUGCCUGUCAAGCAGCCUGGAAUGGCAGCCACUCACACAUACUCCCUAAGUCCUCUGGGCAGACCCCAGGACCUUGGGCUUGUUCCAUCACCACCAGCAGUGAAUCCACUGACAGAAAAUGGCUUCUGCAUUCCUGGGCGGGAUAAGGCCAGCACUAUGCCAGCUGUUUUUCUGUUGAGGGUGAGUUGGUGUUUUCCUCAGGUCCCAGCUCCCGGCAUCUCUAGGCUUCUGGUAUUUAACAGGAUGGUAAAUACCAUGUGUUUGCUCAUCCCCCCUGGGCCAGUGUCACCUGGUACCUGCUGAAUGCAGCUUUUUGGCUGACUUGAAAGCUGGUGUUUUCCGAUGUCAUCGGUGAUUGAGCUUGCUUGUUGAGCUCUCCCCUCCAGCCUGGAAUGGGGGCUUAGCCUGGUGUGUUGCACACCUCACAUCUCUGGGGAAGGGCCUUUUCCCUCCAUCAGGAGUUUUCUCUUUGGGCAAUGGAGAGCCCCUUCCCCACUGGGGAAGCCGAGGCUCUGUGCUGCCUGCCUUGCCCAGAGCCAAGGGUGCCCCGCUAGGUGGUACUGGGCCCUACUAGAGAGCACAGGCCCUACUAGAGUGCAGGUUGGCUUCCGCAGUGCCCACAUGACAGCUCUCAGCUGACUCAAGCCUGGCAGGGAUGGGGGACAGGAAAGGGAGGGCCCACCUCCCCUCCAGGGGGUCCUCCUAUCUUGGGUAUCCUUCCUGCUGAAGCAGAGCUAUGCCUCAGAGAAUGUGAAUGAGAAUAAAAGAAAAAACAAGCAUUUGUGUGAUUCA
This is a messenger RNA of Miniopterus natalensis, 2704 nucleotides long. The record is from RefSeq and is a predicted model, not a curated record. NCBI's taxonomy places the organism in Eukaryota, Metazoa, Chordata, Mammalia, Chiroptera, Miniopteridae.